CCCGGAUGUGACCCUUUUAAAGGUCCGUUGUUUUGGGCUUUCCCUCUGGGAACUCUGAGGACUCUUCGGGAUGGAGACUCAUGGCAUCAUGAAAGCUUUUCCAAAAGUGAAGAGGGCUCGUUCAGCUGAGGGAAAGGAGGCACCUCCAUUUAAGAAAACCUGGACUCAGGCAGUGACUGGAAAUGUGUUUCAAGGUGUCUUCAUCCACAUAGUCCCUGCUGGCAUUGGAAAAGCCCGAUGUGAUAUAUUCCACCAACAGAUCAUUCAAAAUGGGGGCCAGGUGGAAGCUACCUUUAGUCCCAGUUGCACCCAUGUAGUUGUAGACGAGUCAGUAGAUCGAGAGCGGGCAUUGAGGCUGCUGAGGAUUGAAGUGCUACCUCCUGCUGUAGAGCUGGUGAAGUGCACUUGGCUCAGUGCCUGCAUUUCAGAGAAACAACUUCAGACCACCAAAGACUACAGUCUUCUUCCAGCUGACAGCUCCAUCUGUAGUCCUCAGCAUGUCCCUGCUGAAGAGCCAAAGGAUAGUAUGCUGGGCACCACCUCAGUUCCUGAGGAAACGGCACUACGACCUGAUCCUAAAACAGCCCAAGAUGACCCAGCAGAGAUGGUGCCGGAGAGUCAAGAUGAACAUCUUGAGGAAGACGAUGUGUCACAGGAUGACUUGGAUGCUCUGGUCAGUGGAAUUAAACCCCAAGUGGGUGUUCCAGACGAAGCCCAGAAUGUGACGGAAAAGCCUGCUUUACCAGGGAAGUGGGUCUGCGCCCAGUCAUCUGAAGCCAAGGGCAUGAACCACAACAAGCAUAUUACUGACAAGCUGGAGCAGUUAUCCAAAGCUUACACCCACACAGGGGACAAGUGGAGAGCCCUGAGCUACUCUAAAGCUGUUAAUGCCCUCAAGAGCUACCACAAGCCUGUCUCUUCAUAUGAGGAAGCAUUUGAAAUCCCAGGCAUUGGCAAAAGCAUGGCGACUAAGAUUGUGGAGAUCAUGGACAGUGGGCACCUGAGGAAGUUGGACCAGUUUGGGGAGGCUAGGCCUGUCCUUGAGAUGUUCACCAACAUCUGGGGUGCUGGUGCAAAGACAGCCCAGCUUUGGUAUCAACAAGGAUUUCGUACACUGGAGGACAUUCGGACCAAGGCAACUUUGAGCCACACUCUAAGAAUCGGCCUGAAGCACUAUGAUGACUUCCUUGAUCGGAUGCCAAGAAGUGAGGCUGCUGCCAUCGAGAAAAUGGUGAGGGAGGCGGCCCACAGUGUGAAUGCAGAGCUGCUGGUGUUGGCGUGUGGCUCGUACCGUCGGGGGAAGCCCACUUGUGGAGACGUGGAUGUGCUCAUCACUCAUCCGGAUGGCACCUCACAUAAGGGUAUCUUCAGCAAAGUGCUCCACAUCCUUCAAAACAGUGGUUUUCUGACUGAUGACCUGGUCAGCCACGAGGAGAACGGCGAGCAAAAGAAGUAUAUGGGUGUGUGCCGCUUACCAGGCCCGGGCCAGCGUCACCGAAGGCUGGACAUCAUCGUGGUGCCACAUGCAGAGUUUGCCUGCGCCCUGCUUUACUUCACCGGCUCUGCCCAUUUCAACCGCUCCAUGCGUGCGCUGGCCAAGACCAAAAACAUGAGCCUGUCAGAGCACUCGCUGAACUGUGAUGUGGUGCGCAACCGUGGUGUUAAAGUGCUACCAGGGAAACCACUGAGAACGUUGACUGAGGAUGAAGUCUUUCAGCACUUGGGCAUACCUUACCGAGCACCUCAUGAACGAGACUGGUAGCAAGAUGUUGCUGGAUAUCUGCAUAUCUGGAUAUUUUUAACUCCUUUUUUCCCUCCAUUUUCAAAAAAAUCUUUGUCCACAUUGGAGACAUUUUUGAAAAUCUGUGUCCACACAAGAAUGGACAGACUGCUCAAAACGCUUUCAUGACCAUGCAAGCCCAGUAGCGGGAGGUGAUGCUCCAUAACAUUCGAGACAGAGGAAAAAAAAAAAAAAACAAUAAAAGAGCUACUGCUUACUUUGGGGUUGUUAGCAUUGCCAUGGCUAUGCCAC
Messenger RNA from Pygocentrus nattereri (red-bellied piranha), 2032 nucleotides. It is a transcript of the gene poll, whose product is annotated as polymerase (DNA directed), lambda. Gene Ontology annotation, molecular function: DNA-directed DNA polymerase activity; DNA binding. NCBI's taxonomy places the organism in Eukaryota, Metazoa, Chordata, Actinopteri, Characiformes, Serrasalmidae. The record is from RefSeq and is a predicted model, not a curated record. The coding region runs from base 71 to 1762 and encodes 563 amino acids. Gene Ontology annotation, cellular component: nucleus. Gene Ontology annotation, biological process: double-strand break repair via nonhomologous end joining. The transcript has 9 exons.